This is a messenger RNA of Vigna radiata var. radiata (mung bean), 1236 nucleotides long. Its product is annotated as cytosolic sulfotransferase 15-like. Gene Ontology annotation, cellular component: cytoplasm. The transcript is spliced from 3 exons. Gene Ontology annotation, molecular function: sulfotransferase activity. The record is from RefSeq and is a predicted model, not a curated record. Gene Ontology annotation, biological process: sulfation. NCBI's taxonomy places the organism in Eukaryota, Viridiplantae, Streptophyta, Magnoliopsida, Fabales, Fabaceae. Bases 1 to 1236 code for a protein of 411 amino acids.
AUGGCUUUAACGGAAGGGCUUCAAGCAUAUGAAAAAGAGAAGCUCCUUCUACCCCUUCCCAAAGAGAGGGGUUGGGGAUCACGCCAUCUCUAUCUUUUUCAACACUUUUGGUGUCCAUCAACUCAUUUUCAAGGUGUAAUCAAUUUUCAAAACCACUUUAAGGCAAAAGAUAGUGAUGUUAUUGUUGCCAGCUUUCCAAAAUCAGGAACUACUUGGUUGAAAGCCCUUACUUUUUCUAUUGUCAACAGAAAACGAUUCUCAUGUUCUGAUAACCAUCCAUUACUCACUUCCAAUUCUCAUGAACUUGUUCCUUUCCUUGACUUCAUCUUUCAUGGUGAUAACAUCCAACACAAGCUUUCUUACCUCUCCAAUAUCACUGAACCAAGAGUUUUUGGUACUCACAUUCAAUUCCCUUCCCUCUCCAACUCAAUCAAGGAAUCCAACUGUAAGAUACUUUAUAUCUGCAGAAACCCAUUUGACGCAUUCGUUUCUUCUUGGACCUUCUUCAAUAAAACAAAGUCAGGCUCUUUGCAUGAACUAACGAUAGAGGAAGCUUUAGAAAAGUACUGCAAGGGAAUAGUCGGGUUUGGUCCGACUUGGGAGCAUAUGUUAGGUUACUGGAAAGAGAGCAUAGCAACACCAAACAAGGUUCUGUUCUUGAAGUAUGAAGAACUUAAAGAAGAUGCCAAUUUUUACGUGAGAAGAGUUGCAGAAUUCUUGGACUGUCCUUUCACAGAAGAAGAGGAAAGUAACGGAGUGAUUGAAAGCAUAAGGAACUUAUGCAGUUUUGAGAAAAUGAAGAUUCUAGAAGUGAAUAAAUCUGGAACAUUUGACAGGAACAUUGAGAAAAAAUACCUAUUUCGGAAGGGUGAAAUAGGAGAUUGGGUAAACUACUUUUCACCAGCUAUGACAGAAAAAUUAUCAAAAGCAAUAGAAGAAAAAUUAGGUUACAAGGAAAUUUUGAUAAAUCCAAUUAUUUAUGUGGUUUCUGUUAUUGUUUUUGGAUUAGUCAUAAGACUUUCUUCAAUUGGACCUGUCGCAGGGUUCUCAUGUGUUGCGCCAUCCUCUACUCAUUAUGCUAAGGAACAUAGUGACCCUCUGAAGAUCGGUGUUAACACCGUAGAAGAGGCCGUUAAGGCCGUGGUGGCUUUGGUGUACAACAGGUCUCAGGCGAGCUCCUCAAUUACGUCCAUCGCAAGGCUAGUGAGUUGGACCGCCACAUUUCCUCCAACAUGA